This is a messenger RNA of Owenia fusiformis, 1513 nucleotides long. The record is from the annotation of a GenBank genome assembly. NCBI's taxonomy places the organism in Eukaryota, Metazoa, Annelida, Polychaeta, Sabellida, Oweniidae.
CGUUGUGGUGCGUCAUGGAUAGAAUCUGUUUCCGGUGGAAAAAGCGUGAAUUUUGAAACUACCUCCUUUAUUUUGAGUCUAAUCUCAUAAAUAGUAAAUUAUGCCAUUUUAAAGAACACUCCACUUCGACUUCACACCUAGGCCUAUCAACAGAAAUAGAGACGGUCUAGCAUUCCAGCAUGGAAGUAAUUGACCCAGCAUCUAAAGAGGAUUCCUCCAUCGAAGAUGAUGAUGAAAUAUCCAGUUUUUGCAGCACUUUUGUUGAUGACACGUCAAGAAGUGGAACACCGACUCAAUAUGGUCCAAGAAAAGGUCGCGGUCGAGGAAAAUACAAAAACCCGAAAAAAAAUUACAAGUUAAGCCAGUUUCUUAAAGAAGACCAUGGACAACCAAUAUUCAGUGUGCAGUUCAACUGGAAUAUCAAUAACAAAGACCGGGAGAUUUUUGCGACAGUUGGCGGAAAUCGGGUGACAAUUUAUGAAUGUUCAAUAGAUGGCAGUGUUAAGCUCCUCCAGGCAUAUUGCGACGCCGAUUCUGAAGAGAGUUUCUAUACCUGUGCCUGGACCAGCGAGGAUGUGACGGGACAGCCUUUAUUAGCUGUAGCUGGUGCAAGAGGCAUUAUACGUCUUAUAAGCCCUUCUACAUCUCAGUGUAUAAAAAAUUUUGGUGGUCACGGAAAUGCUGUAAAUGAAUUGAAGUUCCAUCCCCGUGAACCAAACAUUUUACUUUCAGUAAGUAAAGACCACGCUCUGAGGUUGUGGAACGUGAAAACAGAUAUCUGUAUAGCUGUGUUAGGUGGAGUCGAUGGGCACCGAGACGAAGUACUAAGUGCUGAUUUCAACCUCGAAGGCAAUAAAAUUGUAUCUUGCGGCAUGGAUCAUUCACUUAAGAUAUGGUGCAUCGAUAAAGAUUACAUCACAGAAGUGAUUAAGAAAUCAUAUACAUACAAUGAUGAGAAAUCUGAUAAGCCGUUUCCUAUCGUUGCUCACCAUUAUCCCGAUUUCUCAACGAGGGAUAUUCACCGAAAUUAUGUCGAUUGCUGUAAGUGGUACGGAGAUUUCAUUUUGUCAAAAUCGUGCGAGAACUGCAUCAUAUGCUGGAAACCAGGUGAACUGAAUGAUGAUAAAUUCUCUGCAUCCAACUCGAAAGUAACCAUCUUGCACAAAUUUGACUAUAAGGAGUGCGAUAUUUGGUACAUGCGGUUCUCCAUGGACUUUUUCCAACGCUGCCUGGCCCUCGGGAACCAAUAUGGCAAGGUAUUCGUGUGGGAUUUAGACGUCGAUGAUCCCUCGCUGGUGAGAUGCACAUCACUCACUCACGGAAAAUGUACAAUGCCUGUUCGCCAGACACAUUUUAAUAAAGAUGGGAGCACUCUGUUGUGUGUUUGUGACGAUGCAACAAUAUGGAAGUGGGACAGGAUUCGAUAGUGACAAGAUGUAAACAUUGGUCUGAAAGUCUGGAAAAAUAUUUUAUCCAACUCAGUGAUCUACCCUAGCAUUAAAGCAAGUGGGCG